This is a messenger RNA of Rhodamnia argentea, 3669 nucleotides long. RefSeq names its product protein ENHANCED DOWNY MILDEW 2-like. The record is from RefSeq and is a predicted model, not a curated record. Bases 1 to 3669 code for a protein of 1222 amino acids. Lineage: Eukaryota; Viridiplantae; Streptophyta; Magnoliopsida; Myrtales; Myrtaceae. The transcript has 18 exons.
AUGGCGUCUUCCGACGACGAGGCGGAGAACUUGCCGGAAAGGGUCUCCACGUACUACUUCGAGGACCACGAUGACGAGCCGGUCUCGUUCUCCGUCCUCCCGGUGAGGUGGAGCGACGGGGAGGGCGGCGAGGAUGCGGCCGCCGUGGAGACCAUAUUCUUGCACGGGACUGCCGAUAAUGGCCUCAGGAAGAUUUACAGGGAGGUCAAGUCUUGGAGGUUUGAUCUCGGCAGCUCGAGGCCUCAAGUGUCGGUGCUCUCCAAGGACAACGUCUGUUUCAAGCUCGAUAAGCCGAGGAGGAGCUUUCAGGAUACGAUCAGGACCGUGCUGAUCACGUUGCACUGCCUGCACUACGCCAGGAAUCACCCGGACGCAUCCGGACGAGCGCUGUGGACGCACUUGGCUAGAACCUUGGGGUUCUAUGAGGUCCGGCCUUCUGCGAAGGAUUUGCAAGACCAUGUGGAGUUAAUUAAAGAGGCUAUAGGAAGGGAUGAUGCAUUGGCGAAAUCCAAGGUUCUGAACAAAUUAAUGGAAGAGAAGCCCUGGGAGAGGAGUAAAUCUGGCAAGAAUGUUGCAAACCCUAGUUUUGUCGUGGAUGAUACCGAAGAUGUUGGGAUGGAAGAUGUUGAAGAUGGGACCGCUGAGGAGGAUGACUGUUUUGAUUCUGUUUGUGCGCUAUGUGAUGACGGUGGUAACCUUUUAUGCUGUGAGGGAAAAUGUAUGAGGUCAUUUCAUGCUGCUGAAGAACAUGGUGAAGGCUCUUUUUGUGAUUCUCUUGGAUUUUCACAGCAUGAAGUUGAUGCAAUGCAAUCUUUUACGUGCGAAAAUUGUAUACACAACCUGCACCAAUGCUUUGCAUGUGGGAAGUUGGGGUCCUCUGACAAGUCUUCUGGUGCUGAUGUCUUCCAAUGCAUUUCUGCUACAUGCGGCCUCUUCUACCAUCCCCAUUGCGUAGCAAAAUUGGUCCAUCGCAGAGAUAAAGUUCGUGCAGAAACACUUAAGCUGAGGAUUGCUGCAGGAGAGAGUUUCACUUGUCCUGUACAUAAAUGCUGUGUUUGCAACCAAAUAGAAAACAAGAAGGAACAUAAUACUCAAUUUGCUGUAUGCCGACAAUGCCCCGAUUCUUACCAUAGAAAAUGCUUGCCCAAGGAAAUUAUUCUCAAAGGUUCAGAUGAAGAUGGGAUAACAAGGGCGUGGGAGAAGUUACUGCCGAACCGCAUAUUAAUUUAUUGUUUAAAGCAUGAUAUUGAUGAAGAGAUUGAGACUCCAGUUCGAAACCACAUCAAGUUUCCUACUAUUGGAGCAAAUAGGGAUGCGGUCGAACUGAAGAGGAAAAGACCGGCAUUGGAAUUACUCUCUGCCGGAGGGAAAGGUUUAAAGAAGAAACCUGUGGCUUUAGAAGACUCCUCGAAAAGAGCUUCAGAACAACAAUGGCUUGGAAAGGAGAAAUCUCCUUUUGCAAAGAAAAAAGGUGAAAAAGACAAAAAAGUGAAACUAUCAGUUGGACAAGAUAUAGCCAAGACAGUCAAAGCAACAAAUGCAUCCAAGAAAUUUCACAAGGAUACUGCCAAGCCCAGGUCUUUGAAGCCCAGCACAUCUUUUACCACGAGGGAGCACACUUCUUUGGGUGAAAGGCUGUAUACCUUCAUGACAAAACCAUCUGAGCAAAUACGACCUGGAAAACAAGUUGUACCAGAUAGUGAAGAGAAAAGAGCAGUGCAGCCCGCUUUCGAGAAGUCAGAUGACUCGCUUCCUACACUAGAUGCUGACACAGAGAGGAGGCUUUUGAAUAUAGUGAAAGAGGCUGAAUCUUCGAUAAGUAUGGCAGAUGUUAUGAAAAGGCAGAAUGUGCCAUCUACUCAUGCACAAUAUCAGAAGUCAACUGUUGAUAAGGCAAUCACUAUUGGGAAAGUGGAGGGUUCAGUUCAGGCUGUUCGAGCAGCUUUGCAGAGGCUAGAGGAAGGAGACAGCAAUGAAGACGCAAAAGCAAUCUGUGACCCAUAUGUUCUAGCCCAGAUAUUUAAGUGGAAGGGCAAGCUUGGAGUAUAUCUUGCACCCUUCAAAUAUGGUAUGCGCUACACUUCCUUUGGUCGACAUUUUACGAAAGUGGAUAAACUUCAAGAGAUUGUUAACAAGCUCCAUUGGUAUGUUCAGGAUGGUGACAUGAUUGUUGACUUCUGUUGUGGGGCUAAUGAUUUUAGUCGCUUAAUGGCCAAGAAGCUUGAAGAGACCGGAAAGAAGUGCUCUUACAAAAAUUAUGAUAUUUUUCCACCAAAGAAUAACUUCGAGUUUGAACCAAGGGACUGGAUGGCUGUCCAACUAAAAGAGCUACCUUCUGGGUCAAAUUUGAUCAUGGGGCUAAAUCCUCCUUUUGGAGUUAGAGCAGCUUUGGCGAACAAGUUUAUUGAUAAAGCUCUUGAAUUCAAACCAAAGCUCCUUGUUCUGAUUGUUCCAUCAGAAACUGAAAGAUUAGAUGAGAAAAAAUUUCGGUAUGAUCUGGUGUGGGAAGACGAACUAUUCUUGUCUGGAAAGUCAUUUUAUUUGCCAGGUUCCGUGGAUGUGAAGGAUAAACAAAUUGAGCAGUGGAACAAUAAGCCACCAUUGCUGUAUCUAUGGAGCCGUCGUGAUUGGACAGCAAAACACAGGACCAUAGCCCAAAAGCAUGGUCACUUGCCGACGAAGAGUAGGAAGCCACAGUCAAGUGAUGACUGCAAAGGAUCACUAGAUCUUCAUUAUCUGAAAGAUGACCGGACCCUUUGCGUCUGUUCUUCGUCACUUACAAAUGAUACCUCCAUGCCAAUGGGUAGGCCUGAAGAAACCAAAGACAGAGUCAAUAUAGCUGAAGAUCAAAAAGGGUGUUUUUCUCGAAAUGACAGCAGGAGACAAAGCAGGGAGAGCCAGUCUACUGGUACUUGUACGGGAAAGGCCAAUGUACCUUGUUAUCCCUCACCCAAUUUGAAGAUUGGGGAGUCUUCGUCCAAUGAUCGGUCCUCUAGAGAAAAGGCAGGUGGUAGAGAAAUUGUUGAGGAGCCGCCGGCAAAGGUAACCUCUCAUCGUCCCUCACCCAAGUGGUCAGUCAAUGACCGAUCCUCAAGAUCACAUGAAGCUCCCUUUGAGAAGGAAGUUAGCGGCAUGAAUUAUCAACAUGCUGAACCUGGCAUGUCUACGUCACAUGCUGAGAGCUUUUAUGGUGGGCGAGGAUCCACUCUCUGUGCUGAUGCCAGCAGGAUCUACGGACUGAACGACAGUAGAUAUUAUUCAACUCAGAACUUGGAGGGACCGGCGGCUCAUAUGAGGUACACUGCUAACUACAGACCUAAUGUCUCUGAACCUGAAGAGAGAUAUUGGAGGGACCUGGAGAUGUGUUCGCAUGGUCAGCAAGUUCUGAAUGUGUCUACAAGAAAUUACGUGGCAGGUCAUGAUUGCAGGUAUGGUUUUGGACUCAUGGGUUCCAUGUCUGUAUCGUCCCAGCGAGGAGACGUGUCUGCGAUGCAACGAUAUGCUCCCCGUUUGGAUGAACUGAAUCCAAUGAGAAUGAACAAUGUAAGGCCCGAGGCACCCAUGAUUCGUGGAAAUGAGCACCUUGAUCCUAACAGGGGACCGCAAUCUGGAUAUCGAGGCGAUGCUUUUGGCUUUGCUGCUGGUCCUCAUUGGCCGUACUCUCGAUAG